Molecule: messenger RNA, 2090 nt
Organism: Porites lobata
Lineage: Eukaryota; Metazoa; Cnidaria; Anthozoa; Scleractinia; Poritidae
Source: the annotation of a GenBank genome assembly
UCUAGAGAUUUUGUGGUUCAGUUUUAUGAAAAGCGUAUCAGCAUGCAGAAGCUUCUGAUCAAACUGAAUAUGACCCGCUUUCGUUUUUGGUUGGACAACCUAUGCACGCCACCAUCUUGCAAAUACAUCUGUCCACUGAAUGACAGCAGCGAUACUCGAGAAAGAAUGUCCCGGAAACUCUGUUACUGCGAUAAGCUUUGCCUUGAGCUUGGUGAUUGUUGCUUCGACUACUUUGAAUGGUAAGUCAAAUGCUCCGAAAGAUUUACAUCGUUCAUUUAAUCGGUCUGAAAGAUUCCUUUUUAAUGAUACUGAAGGAAGCUUCAUGUAAUACCCUUUCUUAAAUUUUAGACACCGUGCAAUGCGCUUACACGUACUGUAUUUGACUGCAUUCUAAUACUUUUAUUUGAAAGUUCCCCCUCCCCCUCCCCAAAAUGAAUAAAUAAUUUGAUCGUAGGAAGCGAUUAGUAAAUAUGCAAUAUAAUUUAAGCCGACUUCCUUCAAGUACUGUGAUUAAUUAAGCCUCAAACCUUAUAGUUUAUUUAGGGUCCGGUAGUUGACCAGCAGAUCUCACCUUCUACUAUGCUAUAGCUUCGUACAGUUCCCAAGUACGUUGACGUUACUUACCUGUUUACUGUGUUACGUCACGAAGUAGGUUUGGGCUGAGAUCAAUCGGCCGGAUUUGGUAAUGGACUGAUUUUGCAUAAUCUCCUUUAUGACAUUUGAAAUGUAUAAUACUAUCGCACUACUAUUUGGGUAAUCUAAUAUGGAUUCUCUCUCCCUAUUUUCUUUGUUUUCCAUUUUUGAUUGUUAGGUGUGCGGCUGAUCUUACACAUAGACGUCAGCAUUCAAGACACAUUUGUGUCAAGACGAACAACACCGACUUAUAUGGCUACACGAUGAUUGGCAGCUGUCCAUCAAACAACUCUGAAAAGAGAUUGGAAACCUUGUGCACUGCGACGUCUUCUUCUUUCGAGCUGCCUGUGUUCGAUUUAGACGACAAGAGCGCUUACAAGAAUAUUUUCUGUGCCAAAUGCAAUCACGCUGGUAAGCCAGUUUACUGGAAAUUUUCCGCUUCUUGCAAAGGGCGCCUCGCGCCUAGUGAUAUUCCAAGACGUAGAACGUUGAUGUUGGAAUUUAUAAGGAAGAAUUGCGACUGGGAAUUUUCAGUUCCGCCUGUUAACAUUAAUCCAAAGAACUGUCUAGGGGUAAAAGUCCAGUGUGAACAAUCUGAGCCAUACAAUUCACUAUUAUUAUCCAGUCUCUGUUCCUUUUAUGUCUUUCCCGUUCGUGGAAGUUUUCAAAGAAAAAAUCCUCACUGUGAGGUGUGCCGCGGAAAUGACAUCAGUGCUUACUUUUGUGGACGCUAUUACGGUAAGAAACCUACUUCUGGGCCUUCGCCUGGCAUUCCAUCUUUGGAUAUCCUAUUUGACUUCUCCUCUGCAAGUCAUAGCGUUAAAAUAGGGAAUAAAAAGACAAUUGUGCAAAACAAGGAAUGCGAUAACGGUUUCCUGUUUGAUCCUUUUACAGACCAAUGCGUCAAAGUACUUACUGUGGCCCACUCACGAAAAAACAAUGAAUCCUUUUUUCGUGACACCUGCCUAGGUACAAGUUUUGUUAAAAUUGACUUGAGUUCUGUAACUAUUUUGCCAAAUGGUUCGAUCUGCAUUCCUUUGCAUAGAAGAACAUACAGUAACGAGAGUUACUUUGUUAAUGGCUCCACGUUGUUUCUUUGCGUUAAUUAUACGCGAAAGUUUAAUGAAACGACAAUGAUUUUGAAAGUAGCAAACCUAUCAGGAAGGCAGAUAUUGACAUACGUUGGUUGUGCAAUAUCAAUGGCGUCCUUGAUACUUCUCUUUGGAGUCUAUAUCACUCUUGCAGAGCUUCGAACGCUUCCUGGAAAGAAUCUGAUGAGUUUGUCAGCUUCCAUGUUGUUUUAUCACACCGUCUUUUUAAUGUCCGGUCAGACUAACCUCCCACACCUUUGUAUGGUUGUAUCCAUUUUGCUUCAUUUCUUUCUGCUUUCGUCCUUCUGCUGGAUGAGUGUUAUGGCCUUCGAUGUUGCUAAGACGUUCACAAACAAAGGUAUUUAA